AUGAGAUGCGACAUAUAUGAUGUACCCCUUUUUUCAGAGUUCCUGUCUUCUGUUUCUCCUCUAAUCGGUCUUGAUUAUGAAGACUUUGUACGCGGUUGUCACCUUGGAGUAUUCCCAUCAUAUUAUGAGCCCUGGGGAUAUACUCCUGCAGAAUGUACGGUAAUGGGAAUCCCGUCCAUUUCGACAAAUCUUAGCGGUUUCGGCUGUUUCAUGCAGGAACAUGUCGAAGACCCUUCUUCAUACGGUAUCUACGUUGUUGAUCGACGAUACAAAAGUCCAGAGGAAUCCGUUCGUCAGCUAGCCCAAAUAAUGUACGAUUUCUGCGGUAUGUCUCGUCGACAACGAAUUAUUCAACGAAACAGAACGGAAAGGCUCAGUGAAUUGCUUGACUGGAACAGCCUCGGAGUAUUCUACAGGGAUUGCCGACGAAUGGCUCUGGAAAAGUUGCAUCCUGAUAUGGACAACAUAAUACGUCAAAAUGAAGGAAAGGUCCCCUCCGCCGCCACCAGUCGACGACCCAGCAUUCAUAGCAGUGAAGAUGAGGACGAAGAAUAA
Molecule: messenger RNA, 555 nt
Organism: Cooperia oncophora
Lineage: Eukaryota; Metazoa; Nematoda; Chromadorea; Rhabditida; Trichostrongylidae
Source: the annotation of a GenBank genome assembly